AUACCCAUCGUUGCAUAAUUUAACUGAGAAAUUCUAUUCAUUUUCGUGCUAAGUAUACGAAAUUUAAAUAUUACGUGAAACGACUUAAUCCUUUUUUUCAAAUAACAAAUACACAGUGGCCAGUGUCGCUUCCAGUCCAUCUCUAUUGCAGCGCCUUUUUCAAAAAGCUUUCAAAAUUCUGUGAAUCUAACUGAAUCCACGCAUGCGCCACAUAUCCUGCAGUUGAUCUAUUCUCCGAUGCUUUUGUAGCGGAACAUGAUUUUGGAAACAUUUCGAGUCAAUAUUACCUGAACAGUCAAUAUGAAUUAACUAGCAAUUAACUAUUCAAAUGUAUCGUGUCUUUAGGGAAGGGAGAAGGAAGCGAUCCCUGAGUCAAACGAACUGAAGCCAUCGAUAUCCUGAUGUCCUACGUAUCGAUGCUGCACUGCCAUUUAACGGCUCAUCGCUUAAGGAGACGACAUUUUACCUUUGCUACGUGGACUGGCAUCCGUUUCCGGAAAAUCGCCAAAACCAGAAGUGCCGUUCUACGGGAUAAAAGCUGGAGCAUGAAGAUAAUAAAGUUCGUUAGCAAGCGGCAGAAGAAGCGACAGGCUAGCCCCGGGCAGCCCCAUCCUGGUCCACUUCUUUUAGGGCAAAGCAAGGUGCAUACGCCACCAAGUGCAGCGCAUGCGCAGCAGGCUGGAGUGCCCAGGAAUGGGAAGACGGAGAACAAGGCUGGGAGCGGCCAGAGGAACCCGACACGCAUGGUAAGCUCAGCAUGCUGGCCACUGGGAUCUUUGGAUGGCCAUUAUGUGCGCUAACUUCAAAUUUCUCGCCUCAGGUUGCCACCACACGGCACUAUCCAAACAAUCCGAAGCAAUUCGUUCCGACAAACAACGAUAAUCGCUUUGCCCACUUGCAGAGCAGUGGGAGCUACAAUAGCAGCAUCGAUAGCGGAAAUACGAUGACUAGACGCGCCAGCAGCAGUGGAACCGGAAGUGGAACCGGAAGUGGAAGUGGAAGUGGGAAUAGCUACUACAUCAAGGAUCUGGAGAAGGGCUGUAUACCCAAUUCGAUUUACCACUACCAAAACGCGCACGCCAUCACCUUGGGCAGCUUCAUCGAUGAUCAGUUCUUCAAGCAAAGCAAGCCAAACUCUGGCAAAUCGCAGAAUGCCAAGGAGCAGCCACCGCCAAUGGAGUCGCAGAAGUCAAUGAAUUCAAUGGAGCCUAUGGAGCCCAUGGAGCCCAUGAAGCCUAUGGAGCCCAUGAAGCCUAUGGAUCCCAUGAAGCCUAUGGAGCCCAUGAAGCCUAUGGAGCCCAUGGAGCCCAUGGAGCCAAAGGGUGAGACGGAGCCCUUAUUUGAUGCUCCAAGCGAAUCCCUGGGCAUGCCAGUCACAGUCGAUGCGCCAUUGACGAUGCCCAUCGAUCUCGAGGAUGGGUAUCCCGAUGUGCCAGUGUAUUACGAGGUACCCAGGGAUGUGAUGAAGCCACCCACACAGAAUGUCAAGGCACUGAAGCAGUUCUGUGGUUGGGCUUCCGCUAACUUGCGACGCAACCCAUUGGGUCUGAAGUUCCUAAACACGGACGCCGAUUCCGAUGAUGAGGAUACGUUUGCUAACCAAACGCUAAAGCCCAUUGGCUACGAAAUGCUGAUGUCCAAGAAGCACCGGAUCUAUAUGGAACGCCUCUACUGCUACCAGGUAGAGCAGAUGGUUCUUAUUGUGGAGGCCACCAAGUAUUUGUGGGAGAAUUAUAGAUACGAUCGCAAGCUUCUGCCAAACAAGACCAUUUGGAGUGUGGAUCCCCAUCAGCUGAAGAAAUGGUUAUGCAAUCGUCGCAACUUUAUGCAGAGAAAGCCAAGAUAUAUGAAAAACAAUGCAUUGCCCCAGCAAAAUUCUACUUAUUCGAUGCCCUCGAACAUGGUCAAUGCAUCUGUUCCGCAGUACUCUAUACCGAAUUGCUGUCCCAUGCAGCUUGGUUGCUUGCGUUCCAUUAGUGAGCCGCCUCCCGUAAGCCAAAUCGGGUGUCUAUAUGAGAACUGGUGGGAUAAUGCCAACUACGUGAACUCCUUUGCAAAGAUGGAUCUCUUCGCGGACAACCUGUCGCCGACCGAGAUCCAAGCUGCGCAGAUGUACGCCCUCCUCGGCGAGGCGUUCUUCGAGAUGGCCCCAUUUAGUCAGCUGCAGCAGCUUCAGCAGCUCCAGCAGCCUUACGUCCAUUCAUCUACUGUCCAACAGUUGGUGGACAGAGUGCCCAGGUCGCUGCCGAUGCGCCCGGAGCAGCAGGAGAAUCAGCAGACCAUGCGUUACUCAAGAGCUAUAGAGGAAGGACCAUCUCCAGGAGGAUUUGGCGGAGGGGAAGAGGCUGGUGGACGCAAGGCAAGUCCUGGUGCAACGGGUACAAAACGCCAGGAUAAUGGUCAAAUUGAGUGGGAGUUCGACAAUGACCCUUUUGAGUGUUGGUGCUAGAGGAUCGGAGGGACCGAAAGAUGAUCUCAAAAAAAUCGAAGAUCUCGCCUUAAACAUAACAAACUUCCCACCGCUUCCCGGGCCUUCGAAAAAAUGCAGAACUAAAUAAUCAAAAAUGGAAAAUCUCAGAGGAAUAGGACAAUGUAGAGCAGAAAUGUUUAAAACAUCUUUUUGUGCCUAGACCCUUUAUUUGGUAUCCUUGAAACAUAUCUAUUGUUAACAAAUAAUUGAUUUUCACUAACUUUUCACUCAUUUCAUACUAACACCAAAUAAAACAACUA
Drosophila santomea is the source of this 2730-nucleotide messenger RNA. Its product is annotated as probable basic-leucine zipper transcription factor R. The coding region runs from base 758 to 2449 and encodes 563 amino acids. The transcript has 4 exons. The record is from RefSeq and is a predicted model, not a curated record. Lineage: Eukaryota; Metazoa; Arthropoda; Insecta; Diptera; Drosophilidae.